Molecule: messenger RNA, 6512 nt
Organism: Capsicum annuum
Lineage: Eukaryota; Viridiplantae; Streptophyta; Magnoliopsida; Solanales; Solanaceae
Exons: 9
Coding region: 258-1877 (539 amino acids)
Biological process (GO): cellular response to calcium ion; de-etiolation; regulation of stomatal closure
Source: RefSeq, a predicted model, not a curated record
CCCAGAGGCAAGAGGAGAAUGAGAGGCAGACAAGGAGAUGAAGCUAAUGGCUUGAAAGAAAGCCACACGAUUCUGCCAAUCACAUCUCCUUCUUUCAAUUCAUUCGUUGGUAUGGGAUAAUCCUCACUUGUCAUAAAAGAAAAAGAAAGAUUGUCUUGUUUGAACAAUCAGUCUUUCAACUCCCAAGUAAUUCCUAGAAUUCAUAUCAUCAUGAAAAAUAUCUGAAGAUGAAAGAUUGCUGAAUAGGGUUUUUAUCGAUGAUGAUGGCAACUCUACCUGUGUGCUCGGCUACUGCUUGCUCAUCUUCCCAUUCGCAGAUAUGUAAACUCAUGCUCCUGCAGAUUCCUAUCUACUGGGGUCUGAGAUCCUUUUCCUCCUGUUGGAAAACAUACCAGAUGAAAUGCAAUGUCGUGGACCAGGUGGCAUUGGACUUGUAUAGUUCAUUUCAUCUUCAUGGAGCUUCCUUCCGAGGACAAUCACCUAUAUCCUUGUACUCAGAGUUUGUAGACAAAAGCAGUCUGUCCAGUUCCAGUGAUAUCAUUCGUAGUUCUUGCCAAAAUGUAUUUGUUGGUGUCAAUCGUGAAUUAUUGACCAAUGGGAGAUAUCAUCUGGCUGUAACUUGUGACUCUCACUCCAUAGGCACUGGAAAUCUGAGAUUUGUAGAUAGUUCUGCAUUACCUGCUGGAGGGGAGGAGGUUAUGGGUUUUAGUAAUAACUUGGUGAAUAUCGCUAAGUUCACACCAGAGUCUGCUAAUCUAGAGUCCAUAACUACCGGAGAUCUCACCCAGGGAAAUCUUAUCUCGAUAUUGGAUUCAUUGGACUUGGAUCCAAGUUCCUUAUCUGAUGUGAAAGCAUCUGCUUUGAACGUUUUCUCUGAAGUCAAUAAAUCUAUCACUGGUUCAAUUGAGAACAGGCAAAGUUAUUUGAACAAUUCAGUUGAUGGAAUUUGCUCGUCUGUUACAUCAGCUGUUAGAGGUGCUACUCAGGCAUUUGAUGAUGUGAUUAGUAAGUUGACAUUCACUGUGGACAAAACAGGGGAUUCAGCAAGUAAUGGUGUGACAGCCUUUUCGACUGGCUUGAAAGAAGUCUCUGGUAGGGUUGGGGUUCUUGCUAUUGAUGCAUUGAGACAUACAAUUCUCAUUGUUGAGGAUUUGGUAUCACGAGGUGCCACACUUGUUGUGUAUUCUUAUGGGUCUGUGAAGGAGAUACUUCCUACGGAAGUCCAGGAUGCGCUAAAUGUGUCUGAAGAGCAUGCUGUGAAGCUUCUUACUCCAUUUGGGACGGCUCUGGUACAGGGCUACGUUGCUUUGGAGGGUCUGGAGAGGAGUCUUGGCUUGGAUCCAAGUGACCCAAUUAUUCCAUUUGUUCUUUUCCUUGGGGCAUCAACUUCUUUUUGGGCUUUUUAUUGGAUAUUAACCCAUGGUGGAUAUGCUGGGGAUUUAUCUCCCAAGUCAAGUUUUGAGCUUCUGAAAGGAGACAGGAAUGCUGUACUCGUUGAUAUCCGGCCUGAGGAUCUUAGAGAGAAAGAGGGCAUUCCUGAUCUUCGACGCGCUGCUCGGUCUCGUUUUGCCAGUGUAACACUACCUGAGAUUGAUGGAUCUGUAAGGAAGUUAUUCAAGAGUGGAAGAGAACUUGAUGACUACCUGCUAGCUGCUGUCAUUAGGAACUUGAAGAUUGUUCAAGACAGGUCUCAGGUUAUAGUUAUGGAUGCUAAUGGUAACCGUUCCAAGGGCAUUGCAAGGUCACUCCGGAGACUUGGAAUCAAGAGACCAUAUUUGGUCCAAGGUGGCUUUCGGUCUUGGGUUGAAGAGGGCCUACGCGUUAAGGAGUUGAAACCUGAGACUGCAUUGACAAUCCUAAAUGAGUGCCAAAAGUGAAAGAUGUCUUUAUUUAAAAAGUAAUUACUAUGAGCUAUACAACAGUGAAGUCACACCAAUGAUUAUGCUAAUCAUCAUGACAAGUCAGCUACUUCGGUCACCAAAAGUAGGGAUCAGAUACAACCAUACACAACAACAACAAUGGCAACAAGAUGCUCAGUGUAUUCGCACAAAGUGGGGUCUGGGAAGGGUAAAGUGUACGCAUUCCAUACCACUACCUCUACCUCUGAUGAAGUAGAGAGGUCGUUUCCGAUAGACCCCCGGAUUAAAUACAACCAUAUAUUUAAAAUUAUGAACUUUCCUCUCUUUCUUUCUAACCAAGCAUACCAAAAUAAGUGGAUGAUUGUCCAAUAUUUCUCAUCACCCCUAUACUUGACCAACUAUUUACGAAACAAGAAAAUUGUCAGUAGACAAUUGCAUGACUUGUUGUAAAACAAGCACAAUUGCAGCCAAUUCAGCGAACCAUUUGCAGUGGAAAAUGUUCUUACGAAAUAAACAAAGACUAAUAGAAAUUCAAUUCUUAUCUUAUCAUAUGAAAGGGUUCCACCAGUUGCUUCUCAGCCAACUAAAGCAAGAAGCUUAUCUCAGCCGUUUUCCCUUAUAAACAGGCAACCAUGAAUUCCCCCAUCAAUAUUUUUCAAGGCAUUAUAAUUUAACUUUAUGGUAAAAAUACACUGCUUAACCUUUCACAAUGCUCAAGACAAUCCCUCCUAGAGAGGUAAAUCGGUUCGUGAAUAUAUUAACCUCCCUUUCUUGGACAAUCCUUCUAAACUUUGGAUUAGGUAACAACAUUCUGCUUCUCACUCAUAUGUCUCCUUAACAGUGCAUAAUUUGUUUGUUGCUUCCUGUUGCAUGUCAUUAGAAUGUUUUUAUAUUGCAUGACCAUAUAUUUAGUGAGCUUCUGCUGCAACUUUCUUUGAAAUAGAACAAAGUUGAGGCAACCUUCGUGAUCUUUCUUUAGAGCAAAAUGAUUAAUGCAGUAAACAAGCAGCGUGAACUCAGAUCAACGGAGAUUCCGAGCACUUCCCUGUCUUGAUAGGGCUGCACCAAGGAUUAACUCUUAGCCCCUUUUUAUUCGCCUUGGUGAUGGAUGUGUACACGAAGCAUACAAGGAGAGGUGCCGUGGUGUAUGCUGUUUACGGAUGAUGUAGUGUUGAUUGAUUAGACACAGGGAGGUGUUAAUGCUAAGUUGGAGGUUUGGAGAUAAACCCUGGAGGCUAAAAGAUUCAGGUUGAGUAGGACCAAGAUGGAGUACUUGGAGUGCAAGUUUAAUGACUCGAGGCAAGAGGGCGAGGUGGUAGUGAAGAUGGAUUCUCAGGUGGUUUGUAAGAGGGAUAGUUUUAAGUAUCUUGGGUCUAUGAUAAAGGAAAAUAGAGAGAUUGAAGAGGAUGUCUCGAACCGUAUUGGGGCAUGAUGGAUGAAAUUGAGGCUCGCCUCGGGAGUUUUAUGUGAUAAGAAGGUGCCUCCCAAGCUUAAAGGUAAACUCUAUAGAGUUGCAGUUCGGCCAGCUAUAUUGUAUGGAGCGAAGUGUUGGCCAGUUAAGAAUUCUCACAUCCAAAAGUUGAAGGUGGCGGAAAUGAGGAUGUUGCGUUGGAUGUGUGGAUUUACGAGGGGUGACAAGGUUAGAAAUGAGGCUAUUCGGGAGAAGGUGGGAGUAGCGUCGGUGGAGGACAAGCUGUGGGAAGUGAGGUUGAGAUGGUUUGGUCAUCUGAGGGGCACUGUGGCCCUAGUUCGUAGGUGUGAGUGGUUGGCCUUGGAUGGUUUCAAGCGGGGUAGGGGUAGGCUAAAAAAAUAAUAGAGAGAAGUGAUUAGACGUGACAUGGAGCAGUUACAGCUUAUUGAGGACAUGACCCUAGAUAGGAAGGUAUGGAGAAAAAAUAUUAGGAUAGAGGGCUAGUGCGUGUGGAUGAAUCGUAGUCAGUAGUUAGGUGUGCUUUGGUGUAGCUUGGCUGGUAGUCUUAGGCUUGGGGGGAGGGGGAUGCCUUUUUGUUUGGUAGUGUACUAUAUAUUUUAUGGGUGUCGUAUCUGUGAGAAAUAAUAGAGAAAAUAUUAUUGAAUUGUUGUCUAAAUAAUUACAUUGACACCCUAUUUAUAGACACUACAAUACAAUCCUUUUCGAAGUAGGAUUUUGUAUACUAUUUCUAUUCCUACUCAUAUUCUAACACUCCCCCUCAAGCUGGUGCAUACAAGUCAUAUGUACCUAGCUUGUUACAAUUACAAUUAAUACGAGGACUGGUGAGGAACUUGGUGAAGAUAUCUGCAAGUUGAUUAGCUAACUUCACAAAUUUUGUAACAAUAUCUCUCGAGAGUAUCUCUAUGUGCUUGGUCCUCUCAUGGAACACUGGAUUAGAUGCAAUAUGAAGGGCUGCUUGAUUAUCACAUAAAAGUUCCAACUUACCGGUUUCUCCAAAUUUUAGUUCUCUCAGCAAUUGUUUGAUCCAAACUACAAGUUGCUGCAGCCGUUGCUUGAUAUUCUACUUCGGCGCUAGACCGAGCAACCACACUCUGUUUCUUACUCUUCUAGGACACCAAAUUACCACUUACUAAAACACAAUAUCCGGAUGUAGAGCUUCUAUCAGAGGGUGAUCCUGCCCAAUCAACAUCGGUAUAUCCAAUGAUAUGCUCAUGGCCUCGAUCCUCAUAGAGUAGUCCUUUACCUGGAGAUGACUUUAUAUAUCGCAAAAUACGAACAACUGCAUUCCAAUGACUAUCACAAGGGGAGGUCAUAAACUGACUUACAACAGUUAUGGGAAAAGAGAUGUCAGGUCUAGUCACUGUGAGAUAAUUCAACUUUCCAACCAACUGCCUAUACCUUCCAGGAUCACUAAGUGGCUCCUCCUGUCCUGGUAGAAGUUUAGCAUUUGGAAUUUUGGAUCUAUAUAAGUGUUAAUGGGUCGACAUCCUAUCAUUCCUGUCUUCUCAAGAAUGUCUAAAACAUAUUUGUGUUGAGAAAUAACAAUACCUGAUCUGGACAGUGCAACCUCAAUACCUAGAUAGUAUUUCAGUCUGCCGAGGUCUUUAGUUUGGAAAUAUUGAAAGAGAUAUUGCUUCAAGUUAGUGAUACCAUCUUGAUCAUUGUCGGUGAUAACAAUAUUGUCAACAUAAACCACCAGAUAAAUACACAAAUUUGGUUUAGAAUGGCGAUAAAACACUGAAUGAUUAGCUCCACUACGAAUCAUGCCAAACUCCUAAAUCACUCUGCUAAAUUUUUCGAACCAGGCUCGAGGGGAUUGUUUCAAACCAUAGAGUGACUUGCACAAUCGACAUACAAGGCUACUAGACUCCCCUGAGCAACAAAACCAGGUGAUUGCUCCAUAUAAACUUCUUCCUCAAGAUCGCCAUGCAGAAAAGCAUUCUUAAUGUUCAACUGAUAAAGAGGCCAAUGACGAACGAUAGCCAUAGAGAGAAAAAGACGGACAUAUGCUAUUUUAGCCACGGGAGAGAAAAUGUCACUAUAAUCAAACCCAAAUAUCUGUGCAUAUCCUUUGGCAACAAGGCGAGCUUUCAGCCGAUCAACUUGACCAUCUGAACCAACUUCGAUCAUAUAAACCCAACGGCAACCAACCGUAGAUUUACCUACAGGAAGGGAUAAAGUAGAGAUGUGACUGAGGAAUAGUAUGGAAUGGGGAACCUGAUUCUGGAUCGAAGAUGAUGGCAUUCUGUUAAUGAGAUAGCAAGAUGUGAGGAUUGCAUUACCCCCAAAACGCAGCGGAACAUGGGAUUCAAUGAGAAGAGUGCGAGCAGUCUCAAUGAGAUGCCUAUUUUUCCUUUCUGCUAUACCGUUCUACUGAGGGGUGUAUGGGCAUGAUAUCUGGUAAAUGAUUCCUUGGUGAGUCAGGAACUCCUGAAACUGGGAGGAUAAGUAUUCUAAAGCAUUAUUACUACGAAAAACACGAAUAAAAACACCAAAUUGGUUUUGUAUUUCGGCACAAAAACUUUUGAAUAUAGAAAAUAACUCGGAACGAUCUUUCAUCAAGUAAACCCAAGUACAUCUCGAGAAAUCAUCAAUGAAAGUAACAAAGUAACGAAAUCCUAAGGGUGAAUUGACUUUACUAGGACCCCAAAUAUCAGAAUGAACUAAUGAGAAAAUAGACCCUGAACGACUCUCAAUACUACGUGAAAUAUAACACGGGGGUGUUUCCCAAGUUGACACAACUCAUAAUCUAAUGUGGAUAAACUAGACAAACUAGGCACCAUCUUUUGUAGCUUGGAUAGACUCGGAUGUCCGAAACGUUUAUGAAUAAGGUAGGGAGGGUCUGUAACGGAACAUGCUGUGAAGGAAUUUGAAUAGGUAAGAUAAUAAAGGCCUUGUGAUUCAUGUCCUAUGCCAAUCGUCUGUCCCGUUUUGCGGUCCUGCAUUAGAAAAGAAUCAUAAAAAGAAGUCAUACUACAAUGAAGGGCACGUGUCAAACGACUAAUAGAUGCAAAAUUAAAAGGACAACCAGGGACAUAAAGAACAGAGUCUAGAGUGACAGAAGAUAGGGGUUUGGCUUGUCCAACUCCUUUUGGCUUUAUUUGGAUUCCAUUGGCUAAAGUAAUAGCAAGAAGAGAUUGUGAAUAAACAAUAUCAGACAGAAGUGAUUUGUCACUAGAAAUGUGAUCAGAAGCACCUGAGUCCACAACUCAUGAUCCAAA